UUCCCUAUCAUCCGAUUUUCUUAUUUUCUUUUAGGAUUAAUUAGUAGACGUUAAACUUAACAUUAAUUAACACGUUCCCUGUGGAUACGAUACCCAUUAUAUUUGCCUAUUACUAUCGAUCUUGUGCACUUGCAAGUAUAGGGUUUUAAAAACUAGAUAUAAAAUCGCUAUCAAAUUUUUGGCGUCGUUGCCGGGGAACGGUGUUUGGUUAGUAUAGUUUAUUAGUUUACUAUUUUAGUCUUUAGUCUAGAGUGUCUUUAUUUUUAUUUUAUUUUCUUUCUUGCUUAUUGUUUACUAGCCUUAGCUUAAAAAAAAAAAAAAACCACAAAAAAAAAAAAAAAAAUUUGUUUUUAGUGUUUCUAGCGUAAUAAUUAGUUUUUAGUAAUUUUAUAAUUUUUGAUAUUGUUUAUUUCUUUGUUUACUUUUUUUUUUUCGUAUUUUAUCAUUCAAGUUCUAAUUUUCUGUUUCAAGCAUACUGACAUUGUGUUUGCAGGUUGCUUUAAGUGAUCUUGCUGAGAUUCUGUUCACGGUGAAGGUUUGCUGGAAAUAGGUUUCAGGUUUAUUCAUUUCAGUUAGCAUUUUGGUUUUUUUAUUUUUUUUAAUUAUUGUUUUUGUAUUGGUUUUAUGCUUCAUCGUAGGUCUUUGUCACUUGAUUUGAUUCCAUACGACCCUGAAAUAGAAAGAACGCUUAGGAAAUUAAGAGCUUUUGUGAAGGAUAAUAAGUCAAGUAUUUCAAAUUUUAACUCUAAAAUCGAUACUGAAUUAAAAAUGGCUGAGGAACCACCUAGACAACUUAGUGAGUACUUUACUCCUGGCACUUACACUUCACCUAUUGGUAAUAGAUUACCUACUAUUGAUGGAAAUUUCGAGAUUAAGCCACAAAUUAUUCAAAUGCUUCCUAAUUUUUAUGGUCUUGAAUCUGAAAAUCCAUAUAAGCAUAUUGAUGCAUUUUUGGAAGUAUGUUCAACUUUUAAUAUUCCUAAUAUUUCUCCUGAUUCUAUUCGUAUGCGAUUGUUUAAUUUUUCUUUAAAAGAUAAGGCUAAAGAAUGGCUUAAUACUAAGCAAAAUUUAACGACUUGGGCUCAAUUGCAAAGAGACUUUUUAAAGAAAUUUUAUCCGAUUGGUAAAUUAAGUGCUAUGAGACGUGCGAUAACUACUUUUUCUCAAAAUCCUAAUGAACAAUUUCAUGAGGCAUGGGAAAGGUUUAGGGGUUUAUUACGUGAAUGUCCACAUCAUGAAGUUCCUCAAUGGCAAUUGAUACAUAGCUUUUAUUAUGGCCUUAAUGAACAUAAUCAACAAAUGAUAGAUGCUUCUUGUGGUGGUAACUUUAUGCAAAAGAAUUCUGACCAAGCAUGGCAAUUAUUUGAAGAUCUAAGUGAAAAUUCUUUACAACAUGCCACUUCUUCUCGUAACGUUUCAUCUAGAUCUCUAGGAGGUAAAGGUGGAAUCUAUGAAGUUUCGCACACUCAUGAUCUUGCUUAUAAAGUUGAUAUUCUUACUAAGAAAAUGGACCAAGUAGAUCUUUUGAAUAAGAAGAUUGAUCACCUAGUGAAUGCUAACAAUAUGCAUGUUAAUUCUUCUAACGCUCAAGAAGUGUGUGCAACAUGUUCUAGUCCUGGUCAUUUAUCUUAUAAUUGCCCUUUGAGUUUUUCUGAGGUGCCACAGGAACAAGUAAAUGCAGCUCAAGGGUAUCCUCAAUACAACAAUCCAUAUUCGAACACAUAUAAUCCAGGGUGGAGGAAUCAUCCCAACUUUUCAUGGAAGCAACAAGGUGGAGAUAUGCAGCAAGGGCAAAGAUCCAACCAAAUGGGUCAAACAGGUAUGAAUCCUCCUGGUUUUCAAGGUCAAAGGUACAAUUCUCAACCUACACAACCUUCUAGUAGCAAUUCUGACUUGGAUAAGAUUAUUUCCGCUUUAGGGGCUGUGACUACUAGUGUUAAAAAUAUUGAAAAUAAAAUGCAUGUUGUUGAUUCUCACACACAGUCCAUAGCCAAGCUUGAGACACAAAUUGGUCAAUUAGCUAAUGUGAUUGGUAAAAGAGAUGAUGGUAAAUUACCUAGUAAUUCAAUUGAGAAUCCUAAGAACCAUAAUUAUGAACAAGCUAAAGCGGUGAUGACUCUUAGGAAUGGUAAAGAGGUAGAUAAUGUAGUGAUGGAAAAGAAUAAUGCUAAUUCUAAUGCUUCAUUGAGUAAGGAAGAUAAAACUAAUAAGGCAAAUGUGGAUUCAUCUUCUUCUUCUAAUGUGUCUAAAUCUUCAACUUCUAUUCCAUAUGAGCCUAGAGUUCCUUAUCCGCAAGCUUUAGAUGCACCCUCUCCUUAUGGAAAGAAUAAGCAAAAAGAAGACAUUUUAGAAACAUUUAAACAAGUUCAAAUUAAUUUACCGCCUUUAGAUGCUAUUAAGCAAAUUCCAGCUUACGCUAAAUUUCUAAAAGACAUGUGCACCUAUAAAAGGAAAUCAAAAGCGAAUUGUUCUAAAAAAGUUAUUUUAAGUGAGCAGGUAAGUUCUAUUUUGCAAUUUAAUUAUGCACCUAAGUUUAAAGAUCCAGGAGUUCCGACCAUUUCUUGUUAUAUUGGUGACCAUAAAAUUGAAAAGGCACUCUUAGAUUUAGGCUCAAGUGUUAAUUUGAUUCCUUAUUCUGUUUAUGAGCAACUAGGCCUAGGUGAGUUACAACCUUCUAAUUGCACUCUCCAAUUAGCAGAUCGAUCUGUUAAAGUUCCCAGAGGUAGAAUUGAUGAUGUUUUAGUAAAAAUUGAUAAAGGAGUCUUUCCAGUAGACUUUGUUGUGUUAGACAUGGAGGUUGGUCAACCAUCUAAAAAUAUUCCUGUCAUUCUUGGUCGUCCAUUUUUAGCGACCGCUGAUGCUACUAUUAAUUGUAGGUCUGGAGAAAUGGAUGUUUCUGUUUUAAAUAUGCGAAUAAGGUUGAAUAUCUUUAAAGCCUCUUCUCAUCCUACUAGUGAAAAUGAGUCUGAAUGUUUCUUUGUGGAUGUUAUUGAUGAAUUAGUUGAAGAAGCUUUGCCGGUAAUAAUUUCUAAGGAUUCUCUUGAAACUAAUUUGUCACAUGAGAACUUAAAGUAUUUUGAUAUUGAAGAUUUGACACAUGAGUUAAUUUCCCCUCUUGAUAUAACUCCAUCUCUAGAAACAUCUUCUUGGGUAUCUAGGCAUGAGCCUUUACCACCUCUUUCGGAGUCUCCAGCAUUACCGUCUAUUAUGUCACCUCCAAAUCUUGAGUUAAAGGCUCUUCCAUCAAAUUUAAAGUAUAUUUUCCUAGGUUCUAAUGAGACUUUACCUAUUAUAAUAUCUUCUGAGCUAUCUAAUGAACAAGAGUUGGCAUUGCUUAAGGUUUUGUCUGAUCAUAAAAAGGCUAUAGGUUGGUCGAUUGCAGAUCUAAAGGGUAUUAGUCCUUCUAUUUGUAUGCAUAGAAUCUUUUUAGAAGAGAAUGCUAAGCCCACUAGGGAGAUGCAACGUAGGUUAAAUCCACAUAUGAAAGAAGUCGUUAUGAAGGAAGUAGUUAAAUUGUUAGAUGCAGGGAUCAUUUAUCCAAUUUCUGAUAGUCAGUGGGUCAGUCCUGUGCAAGUUGUGCCUAAGAAAUCUGGGAUCACAGUUGUUAAAAAUAGUGAGGGUGAGCUUGUACCUACUAGAGAGACCACAAGUUGGAGAGUUUGCAUUAACUAUAGGAAGCUUAAUUCGGUGACUAGGAAAGAUCAUUUCCCACUACCUUUUAUUGAUCAAAUCUUAGAAAAAUUAGCGGGUCAAAGUUAUUAUUGCUUUCUUGAUGGUUAUUCUGGUUAUAAUCAAUUGGCUAUUUAUCCCGAAGAUCAAGAGAAAACUACAUUUACAUGUCCCGCGGGUACUUUUGCUUUUAGAAGAAUGCCUUUUGGUUUAUGUAAUGCACCUUCUACAUUUCAACGAUGCAUGAUGUCUAUUUUCUGUGAUAUGGUUGAUAAAUUUUUAGAGGUGUUUAUGGAUGACUUUUCAGUUUUUGGACCUUCAUUUGAUGAGUGUUUAAGUAAUUUGAAUGAUGUUUUGCAAAGAUGUGAAGAGGUUAAUCUUGUUUUAAGUUGGGAAAAGAGUCACUUCAUGGUUAGAGAAGGCAUUGUUUUGGGUCACAAAAUUUCAAAGAAGGGAAUUCAAGUAGAUAAAGCUAAAGUUGAUCUUAUUUCUAAUCUACCUAUUCCUACUUCUGUUAAGCAUGUUAGAUCUUUCUUAGGCCAUGCAGGUUUUUAUAGAAGGUUUAUUAAAGAUUUUAGUAAGCUUGCUAGGCCACUUACUUCUCUCCUUGCUAAAGAUUCUACUUUUUCUUUUGAUGAAUCUUAUGUUGAAUCUUUUGAGAAGAUUAAAUCGUUGCUUGUUUCAGCACCUAUAGUACAACCACCUGAUUUUUCUUUACCUUUUGAAAUUAUGUGCGAUGCUUCUGAUUAUGCUAUAGGUGCGGUACUUGGUCAAAAGGUGAAUAAAGUUCCUCAUGUAAUUUAUUAUGCUAGUAGAACUCUCACAGAUGCUCAAAAGAAUUAUUCUACUACUGAAAAAGAGUUAUUAGCUAUCGUGUUUGCCUUGGAUAAAUUUCGCUCAUAUCUUUUGUGCUCUAAAGUUAUAAUAUAUUCUGAUCAUGCCGCUUUAAGGUAUUUAUUAUCUAAGAAAGAGUCAAAACCUAGGUUAAUUAGGUGGAUUCUAUUAUUACAAGAAUUCGAUCUUGAAAUUAGAGAUAAAAAGGGGUCUGAAAAUGCAGUGGCUGACCAUUUGUCCAGAAUUUUACUUGUGCAGAAUGCUGACAUUUCUUUGCAGGACAAUUUUCCUGAUGAGCAAUUGUUCGCUGUUUCACACACGCAUUUCCCAUGGUUUGUGCAUAUUGUUAAUUACCUUGCUUCUGGUAAGAUACCUUCUCAAUGGUCUAAACAGGAGAAGGAUAGGUUCUUUUCGCAGGUUAAGCAUUAUUUUUGGGAAGAUCCAUACUUGUUUAAAUAUUGUUAUGAUCAAGUGAUUCGUAGAUGUGUGCCUGAGUGUGAAAUCCCUGAUAUUUUAACUUUUUGUCAUUCUUAUGCAUGUGGUGGGCAUUUUGGUGGUCGUAGAACAGCUGCUAAAGUACUUCAAAGUGGGUUUUAUUGGCCGACUAUAUUUAAAGAUGCACAUAAAUUUUCUAUUGCAUGUGAAAGAUGUCAGAAAACUGGAGCUAUAUCACGUCGUAAUAUGAUGCCUCUUAAUCCUAUUUUAAUUGUUGAGAUUUUUGAUGUGUGGGGUAUAGACUUUAUGGGUCCAUUUCCACUUUCUUUUGGCUUUACUUAUAUACUAGUUGCUGUUGAUUAUGUGUCUAAAUGGGUAGAAGCUAAAGCAACUAGAACUAAUGACCAUAAAGUAGUAAUGGACUUUGUUAAAGAUAAUAUAUUUUGUCGAUUUGGAGUACCUAGAGCCCUUAUUAGUGAUGGGGGUAAUCAUUUUCUUCAUCGUGCAUUUGAGUCAUUGCUUAAAAAGUACAAUGUGACACAUAAAGUAGCUACUCCUUAUCACCCUCAAACUAGUGGUCAAGUAGAAGUGUCUAAUCGUGAGAUUAAAUCUAUUCUUGAGAAGACAGUUAGGCCGGAUAGAAAAGAUUGGUCUUUGAGGUUAAAUGAUGCACUUUGGGCUUAUCGUACCGCAUUUAAGACUCCUAUAGGAAUGUAACCUUAUAGAUUAGUUUAUGGGAAGGCUUGCCACCUCCCUGUUGAGUUAGAACAUAGAGCAUUUUGGGCUACUAAAGCUUUUAACUUUGACAUGAAACAAGCUGGUUCUAAUCGUCGUCUUCAAUUAAAUGCACUAGAAGAAUUGCAAAAUGAUGCCUAUGAGAAUGCUCAGAUUUAUAAAGCAAAAACUAAAGCUUUUCAUGAUAAACAUAUUGCUAGAAAAUCUUUUGAACCAAAUCAGAAAGUUUGGCUUUACAACUCUAAGCUUAAAUUUUAUCCAGGAAAGUUACGGUCUAGAUGGGAUGGUCCAUUUGUUGUUGAACAGGUGUUUCCUUCUGGCGCUAUACAGAUUUCUGACCCACGAGAUGGUCGUGUUCUCAUGGUUAAUGGGCAACGACUGAAGCAUGCUGUAUCUAAUGAUGUUGAGGAAGGUCUUAUUGAGUCCAUUAAUUUGGUGGACCCUGUUUACAUUGAUUGAGUGUUCUGGCUAAGUCUGGCUGAAGACUUUUAAACUUAGCGCUAACUGGGAGGCAACCCAGCAUUUUGUUUAUGUUUUUAUUUAUUUCUUCUUAUGAUGUCUAGUUUCAUUUCGUUUCAUAGUUACUGGUUUUACUGUAAUGUUUUGUAGGUCUUUUGUGGGUGUUUGUACGCUGAUGCAUGCUGACCAAAACACUUGCCGCUGCAGUUUUGUGCUUCAUUUCAGUAGUAGUGAUCCAGCAUCUAGCACUCUCCGUUCUCGUCAUUUGGCCAUAUUUCUACAUUGCAUUCGCCAGGUUGUGUUGCUCCAUCUUACUUAUUUUAUGCUUUUCUUUUAUUAUCUUCUCGCAUUGAGGACAAUGCAAUGAAUAAGUGUGGGGGAGUACGAGACAAAUUUGGUGCAUAAAGGUCACAUUUGAUAUAUUUGUUGUUAUUGUGGUGAGAUGGUUGUUAUGUUAUAAUGAUGAGAUUUUGUGUUUGGCUGUCAUAUUGGUAAUUAUAUGCUUGAGAUACAGGUUUUAAAUUUUAUGGCAUAAAAAUUGCCGGUUGUCCAAUUUACGGGGAGGUGCUGUCGAAAUUUGUCUAGAAUUUUUGUGUUCGUUUUCUUUUGUUAUUGGUAGUUUAUUUUUCCUCUUUUUAUUUUUGUUGAAAAGCGACAAUUGGACGAGGUUCACACCUUGUUAGAGACGCCCGGCUAUAUGCUUAGAAGGUAGUGCAUUCAAUUCACUUGCCUUCUACCGUCCACCACAUGGAAUUUAUUCCAUUCGAAGUUUACUUAUCAAAGUUUACUUCUCUUGUUGCAAUUCAACGAUUUUUUUUUCUUAUAUUUAUUUAUUUAUUUUUAAUUUUAAGUAGUUAGUAGCUAGAGUCUUAGUGUAGUAACAUUUUGAAUUUCUAUGCCUUAGUGUGAAACAAGUGAUUUUUCGAAAUAAAGAAAAGAUAUGAUUUAAGUUUUUUUUUUUCAUGAGUUAAUUUGCAUUGGAUUAGUAAUUCGAUAUGAUAGCGUAAUAUUCUUUUUAUGGCAAGGUUUGUGGUAAGAUGGUUUCGUUUUACCCAAGUGCGAGGAGACCUUUCAUAGUGACGUUUUGAACCCAGUGAGAAUUCGAGCCAUCAACCGUUUAAGACCGAUACUAUUUCGGUCUAGAUUAUUUUAUUCAUGUGUGUUUUAUCUCCUCCUUGGUUACUUAUAUCUUGAGUUUGCAUUGAUUCUCCCUAAGAUUGCAACUUAUACAUAUAUUUUAAAAAAAUAAUAAUUGAGGCAUUCUUUUCAUGUUAGAACUUUCAGAAUUUGUAAUUCACAUCUAUACACAAUCACUUUGUUUUACCCCUUUUGAGCCUUAUUGUCCAUUAUUUUCUUGUUUAACCAUACAUUACAAGCCUGCGACCUCCAACAUUAUUUACCCGAGCUUAGCUAAAUGGGGUCCUGUUCGAAUUGUUGAUGUAUAUGUUUUGGUGAAUGAAGAUGAUUCAAAGAUGAAAAGGGAAUUCAUAGAAAGAAAUCAAUGCAGAAGAAAAAAAAAAUUAUAAA
Beta vulgaris subsp. vulgaris (sugar beet) is the source of this 7659-nucleotide messenger RNA. RefSeq lists its product as uncharacterized. NCBI's taxonomy places the organism in Eukaryota, Viridiplantae, Streptophyta, Magnoliopsida, Caryophyllales, Amaranthaceae. Gene Ontology annotation, biological process: DNA integration. Gene Ontology annotation, molecular function: nucleic acid binding; zinc ion binding. The transcript has a single exon. The record is from RefSeq and is a predicted model, not a curated record.